Capsicum annuum is the source of this 3502-nucleotide messenger RNA. RefSeq names its product probable alpha,alpha-trehalose-phosphate synthase [UDP-forming] 7. The record is from RefSeq and is a predicted model, not a curated record. Lineage: Eukaryota; Viridiplantae; Streptophyta; Magnoliopsida; Solanales; Solanaceae. Gene Ontology annotation, cellular component: cytosol. The transcript has 4 exons. Gene Ontology annotation, biological process: trehalose biosynthetic process. Gene Ontology annotation, molecular function: catalytic activity. Bases 421 to 2976 code for a protein of 851 amino acids.
AUUUUGCCCCAUAUUUUAGUUUAUUAAGUAUAGUUUAAUUUAAUGAAAUGAAAAGUAAAUAAACAUUUUGAUAGAAAGAGAGGCUGCCAUCAAGUGUGAAUAACUAAUAAAUAUAGAAAGAGAAACGAAACUAAACCCUAGAUUUCAUUCUGACUGAAAGCAAAGAUUAUUUUGUAUUUUUGGCCAACUAACACUUUGCUUCGUUACAUGAAUUUUUUCAGUUAUUAUUGAUAAAGAUCCUUUUGAAUUUUGCUCAGUCUGAUAAUCAAGAAGUGGCUGUUGGGUUUGGUUGGUGGGUGUGGUUCAUUUCAAGGAAGUUGUUUUGAGUUUUGUUUUUAGCAGAAAAAAAGGUUUCUGUUUGGUCUGUCUGCUUAUUUGAGGAUUUGCUGAAGGAGUUUGUGCAAAUUAAGGUUUGUAGAGAUGAUGUCCAAAUCGUAUACAAACUUGCUAGAUCUAGCAUCUGGAAAUUUCCCUGUGAUGGGGCGCGAAAAGAAGCGGCUGCCACGGGUAAUGACAGUUGCUGGAGUUAUUUCUGAGCUUGAUGAUGAUCAAGCUAAUAGUGUUACAUCAGAUGUUCCAUCAUCAAUUGUUGUAGAUCGAAUAAUUAUAGUGGCUAAUCAGCUCCCUGUAAAAGCUAAACGUAGGUCGGAUAAUAAAGGAUGGAGUUUUAGUUGGGAUGAGGAUUCAUUGUUGUUGCACAUAAAAGAUGGUUUGCCAGAUGAUAUGGAAGUUAUCUAUAUUGGUUCUUUAAAGGUUGAAGUUGAUUUAAGUGAACAGGAUGAUGUUUCACAGUUACUGCUGGAUAAGUUUAAAUGUGUUCCUGCUUUUCUACCACCAGACAUUUUAUCUAAAUAUUAUCAUGGUUUUUGCAAACAGCAUUUAUGGCCACUUUUCCAUUAUAUGCUUCCCUACUCGGCCAGUCAUGGCAAUCGAUUUGAUCGGUCGUGGUGGGAGGCAUAUGUUGCAGCAAAUAAGAUAUUUUCCCAGAAGGUGAUUGAGGUGAUAAAUCCAGAGGAUGAUUAUGUAUGGAUUCAUGAUUAUCAUUUAAUGGUUUUACCUACAUUCUUGCGUAGGCGUUUCAAUAGGCUGCGAAUGGGGUUCUUCCUGCAUAGCCCUUUUCCUUCAUCAGAGAUAUAUAGGACUCUUCCAGUGAGAGAAGAAAUUCUCAAGGCCCUACUUAAUUCUGACCUAAUUGGUUUCCAUACAUUCGAUUAUGCACGACAUUUCCUGUCCUGUUGUAGUCGCAUGUUGGGAUUAGAGUAUCAGUCAAAGAGGGGUUACAUUGGGCUUGAGUACUAUGGACGGACGGUGGGGAUCAAGAUUAUGCCAGUUGGGAUUCACAUGGGGCAGAUUGAAACCGUGCUUCAAGUAGCAGAUAAAGAGCGGAGAAUCGGAGAACUUAAGCAACAGUUUGAAGGUAAAACUGUUUUACUUGGUGUUGAUGAUAUGGACAUUUUUAAAGGUGUCAAUUUGAAACUUCUCGCAUUGGAGGAAAUGUUAAAACAGCAUCCGAAGUGGCAGGGAAGGGCAGUGCUGGUACAGAUUGCUAAUCCAGCUCGAGGAAAAGGAAAAGAUAUUGAGGAAAUACAAGAAGAAAUACAAACAAGCAUCAAAAGAAUCAAUGACAAGUUUAGACAGCCUGGUUAUGAACCCGUUGUGUUCAUUGAUCGCCCAGUUUCUCUUAGUGAACGGACUGCCUAUUACUCUGUUGCUGAGUGUGUAGUUGUAACAGCAGUAAGAGAUGGCAUGAACCUUACUCCAUAUGAAUACAUUGUCUGUAGGCAGGGCAUUCCUGGUUCAGACUGCACUGCAGAUUCCAAUGGUCUAAAAAGAAGCAUGUUGGUAGUGUCUGAGUUCAUUGGAUGUUCUCCUUCACUAAGUGGUGCUAUACGUGUUAACCCAUGGAAUGUGGAAGCAACAGCAGAAGCACUGAAUGAGGCAAUUUCAAUGGUUGAUGCUGAGAAGGUGUUGCGCCAUGAGAAGCAUUAUAAGUAUGUAAGUACACAUGACGUAGCUUAUUGGUCAAGAAGCUUUUUCCAGGAUCUGGAGAGAACUUGCCAAGACCAUUUCAGGCGACGUUGCUGGGGUAUUGGUUUGAGCUUCGGUUUUAGGGUUGUAGCACUUGAUCCUAAUUUCAGAAAGCUGUCCAUGGACUCCAUUGCUGCCUCUUACUCAAGAGCCAAAAAUCGGGCAAUAUUGUUGGAUUAUGAUGGUACUCUGAUGCCUCAAACAGCCAUCAAUAAGGUCCCAAGUCCCGAAGUUAUUUCAAUUAUUAACUCACUUUGUGGUGAUGAAAGAAAUACUGUGUUUCUGGUGAGUGGACGAGGAAGGGAUAGUUUAGGCCAGUGGUUCUCUCCGUGUGAGAAACUAGGCAUUGCUGCGGAACAUGGAUACUUCUUAAGGUGGUCUGCAGAUAAAGAAUGGGAUGUCGUUGGGCAGAGCAAUGAUUUCCAGUGGAUGCAGAUUGCUGAACCUGUUAUGAAGCAGUAUACAGAAGCUACAGAUGGGUCUUCCAUUGAAACUAAAGAAAGUGCUCUUGUUUGGCAUCAUCGGGAUGCUGAUCUUGGUUUUGGGUCUUGCCAAGCAAAAGAGAUGUUAGACCAUCUUGAAAGUGUGCUUGCGAAUGAGCCUGUUGCUGUGAAGAGUGGGCAGUUCAUUGUUGAAGUUAAGCCUCAGGGAGUGAGUAAAGGUCUUAUUGCGGAGAAAAUUUUCGAAACAAUGGCUGAGAGUGGCCGGCAGGCUGAUUUUGUGCUGUGCGUAGGUGAUGAUAGGUCUGACGAGGACAUGUUUGAGAUUAUUGGAAAUGCAAUAAAUAGUGGUAUAUUUUCUUCAAGCACAGAAGUUUAUGCUUGCACAGUGGGACAAAAGCCGAGUAAAGCCAAAUAUUAUCUUGACGACACGACAGAAGUUAGAACCAUGCUUCAUGCUCUUGUCGAGGAAUCUACUCCUCCACCUUCACCUGAAAUUGUAACAUAAAGCUCUAUUUGGAGUUAUAUCGUCUCCUGUUUUCUUGUCAGAGUAGACUUCACACUGUCUCCACCCUUUGAAGUUUUGCAAAGAAAUAUCCUUAGAGCUUGUCCUGACGUGUGAGACGUAUUACUUUCAAAGAUUGAAUGGAGAGAUAUUGUACAGAAUUCUUUGAGAGACCAUUGACUGAUGGGGUUGAGAUUAAACCGAUCCUAAAUGUUUCAAACCCAGAAGCACUGCUGUGAAGUUGACUCUGAUGGGAGAGCAAUGCCAAAUGGUGAAUAUAUAUGUGCUGCCCUUGUUGAAUACAUACCCACCCUUAUUCAAGUUCUUUUAAGGCGGCCACACCUUAGAAGCCUUGCGUGUGGCGAGAUGGAGCAUUGAUAAUCGUAACUUGCAUUAUUAGAUCAAAACUGUAAACAGGUGUUUUUUCUUCUUUUUUGUUUCAUUUAUUUAAGGAUCCUUCUUUUUCUCUCUAGGAGUGGACACCAAUUUGUUGGAUUCUCAUAAUUGUAAAUGCUAUAGAAAUUUACCA